Messenger RNA from Phycodurus eques (leafy seadragon), 2082 nucleotides. It is a transcript of the gene bbox1, whose product is annotated as butyrobetaine (gamma), 2-oxoglutarate dioxygenase (gamma-butyrobetaine hydroxylase) 1. The record is from RefSeq and is a predicted model, not a curated record. Gene Ontology annotation, molecular function: gamma-butyrobetaine dioxygenase activity; iron ion binding. NCBI's taxonomy places the organism in Eukaryota, Metazoa, Chordata, Actinopteri, Syngnathiformes, Syngnathidae. Gene Ontology annotation, cellular component: mitochondrion. Bases 128 to 1465 code for a protein of 445 amino acids. Gene Ontology annotation, biological process: carnitine biosynthetic process. The transcript has 8 exons.
CCUUUCGCCUACUUUUUCUUUCACACUGACAACCGACAUUUGUGUUGACGGACGCCGAGCCACGAGGAUCCAGGGAAUCUAAAUACAGUUGGUGAUCCUGUGUCAUUUGGAAGGGACGCCUGGAAAAAUGUUGAGUACCUUGGCUCGUUUUGCCCGACCUGCUCUGCAGAGAUGCACCUCUUCCGUGGCCUGUCAGACUGUGAUGUUAAGUCGUAGAACAGACAGAUUUUCACAUCCACUACCUGCUUAUCAAACAUUCGUGCAGCUUCGCAAACAGCAGACUUUGGGUUCGGCCUCCCUCUCUGUGGCCAACCAGUCCGUGAGGCAUGCCCGGGCACUGGAUGAAGAGCGGCUGGUGGAGGUUGAGUGGGAAGAUGGAGGGCAGAGCCUGUAUCCCUUCACGUGGCUGAGAGACAACUGCCAGUGCUCACUCUGUACACUGCAAUCAGCUCAGGCCCGUAAACUGCUGAUGUCCGAUCUGGACAUCCACACAGGCAUUACUAUUGUGGAGGUUACCAAUAAUAAGAAGUUGUCCAUUGUGUGGCCUGACCAGCACACGAGUGUGUUUGAUGCAGAGUGGCUAAAGAAACGCAGCUUCUCACAUGAGGCCAGACAAGCCAUGCAAGAAGAGCUUUUCCUCAAUGAGCGCUACUAUUGGAACACAAAACUGCGUAUUCCCACAGCCAACUACGUGGACGUCCUCCUUGAUGACAAGGCCGCACUGGCAUGGCUAGUGGCACUGAGGCGUGUUGGCAUCGUUUACCUGAAGGGGGCUCCGGCAGAGCAAGGCCACGUGGCCAGGCUCGCCGAGCGGAUCGGUUAUGUUAGACUGACGUUCUAUGGGCAUACAUGGCAGGUUGUAGACAAGAACAUGGCAAACAAUGUGGCCUAUACUUCAGGAAAUCUCAGCCUCCACACAGACUACCCGGCAUUACACUUUGCACCUGGAGUGCAGUUCCUUCACUGCAUCGGCCAGGCAGAAGAGGGCGGAGACAGCGAGGUGGUUGACGGCUUCCACGCGGCUGAGCAGCUGCGCGCAGAAGACCCCGAGGCCUUCCGCACGCUCACCUCGCUCGUGGUGGACUUCACCGACACGGGGACCGACUACUGCGACUUCAUGCUGCAGUCCAAGAAGAGCAUCAUCGACCUGAAUGAGCAGGGUCAGGUUGUGAGGAUAAACUACAACAACGCCACUAGGGAUUCGGUGCUGGACCUUCCGCUUCAUCAGGUUCAGCCCUUCUACAGAGCGCUCAAGGCCUACGUGAACAUCAUGAAGCGACCCGAGAAUGUGGUCACCUACAAGAUGGAGCCAGGCGACGUGGUGACAUUCGACAACUGGCGCCUGCUGCACGGCCGAAAAAGCUACAUCAGUAGGCCGGACAGAGUACGACACCUCGAGGGCGCCUACCUGGACUGGGACGAAGUCAUGUCUCGCCUCCGAAUACUCCGAAACGCCGUCAACUAGGAUGACGCCACCCUGUGAACCCUGUGACCGUCAAGUGGUGAAACUUUAAUCUCUGCAUGGCAUGUGAAUUACAUUUAUGACAGUUGGAGGAGUUCCAGCUUUACUCUCGCCAGUGCAACUAUUUAUGAACUCUGGUUUUAUUGAACAAUUUUAGAAGACAGUCUUUGAAAACAUUUUAAAGUGAAUCAUCUUUCAAGUAGGCUAUAUGGAGAUUUUGGAAAGUCAACUCAUCAGCAGAUGGCUUCAACCUCCAAGCUUGUUUUGCCACAACCCAACAGAUGGGGUUUCUUUCACUCCAAAUAUGACGAAUGCCGGUCCAACCUUACUCCACUCUUUAAUAUUGUUAAAUUACUAAUCACUUUUAAUGUAUACACAAUCUGUUUUUCGAAUCAAAUGUAAUUCAUCGUCUCCUUUUCUUUCCACCAGACUUUUUUUGCAGUACAGCAUAUUAAGCACGUAUCAUUAAUUUGCUCCAACGAGGCUGUUUAUUUUUGGAUGUAAUCCUGUGCCUUUUCUCUUCCAAUGGUCUUAAUUCAGAUGCUGGGGAGCCAAAGUUGUAAAUAAAUGAACAAGUGUUUGUUUCAUUGCACCUACAAUAAAGCAACUUUUCAGCAGAA